AGCAAGCGUUUUCAGUUCUAUUUUCUCUCUUUGUGCAAAGAUGGGGAAAUUACAAAACUAUAUUGGACUGCUUGCUGUGGCAUUUGUAUUGGUGAUUGGAGUAGCGGAAUGCAGAAAAAUUAAGGAGAAUGAAUUAGUUGAUGGCUUUGGAGGAGAUGGAUUGGGUGGUGGUGCCGGUGGAGGUUUUGGUGGUGGUGCUGGUGGAGGAGGAGGACUUGGAGGUGGACAUGGGGGUGGCAUUGGAGGCGGUGCAGGCGGGGGUUUCGGAGGUGGUAAAGGUGGUGGUGUAGGAGGAGGAAUUGGAGGUGGACACGGUGGUGGAGUAGGGGGAGGAAUUGGUGGUGGUGGAGGCGCAGGAGGGGGUUUUGGAGGUGGUAAAGGAGGCGGUGUAGGAGGAGGAGUUGGAGGUGGGCAUGGUGGUGGUGUAGGGGGAGGUAUUGGUGGUGGUGGAGGCGCAGGUGGAGGUGCCGGUGGAGGCUUUGGAGGGGGUAAAGGUGGUGGCGUAGGUGGUGGAAUUGGAGGUGGUCAUGGAGGUGGAGUAGGGGGAGGAAUUGGUGGUGGUGGAGGUGCUGGUGGAGGUGCCGGUGGAGGUUUCGGAGGGGGUAAAGGUGGUGGUGUAGGUGGUGGAAUUGGAGGUGGUCAUGGAGGUGGAGUAGGGGGAGGAAUUGGUGGCGGUGGAGGUGCUGGUGGAGGUGCCGGAGGUGGCUUUGGAGGCGGUGCAGGAGGUGGUGCCGGUGGAGGCUUUGGAGGCGGUGCAGGUGGAGGUGCCGGUGGCGGCUUCGGAGGUGGAGCAGGUGGGGGCGCCGGUGGUGGCUUUGGAGGUGGUGCUGGCGGUGGAUUUUGAAUUUAAAUAUAUUCUUAGUAGCAUACUCUAUAUUAUGCAAUGUAAUGGUCAUUCAUGGAAGCAGGCUCGUACGUAAUAAUCUAAUAUAUAAUAUAUAGA
Messenger RNA from Abrus precatorius (Indian licorice), 943 nucleotides. RefSeq names its product glycine-rich cell wall structural protein-like. Lineage: Eukaryota; Viridiplantae; Streptophyta; Magnoliopsida; Fabales; Fabaceae. The transcript has a single exon. The record is from RefSeq and is a predicted model, not a curated record. The coding region runs from base 41 to 844 and encodes 267 amino acids.